This is a messenger RNA of Schistosoma turkestanicum, 3011 nucleotides long. The record is from the annotation of a GenBank genome assembly. NCBI's taxonomy places the organism in Eukaryota, Metazoa, Platyhelminthes, Trematoda, Strigeidida, Schistosomatidae.
UGUUGGUGUUUUAAAAGCUGAAGUUCAGUGGCGGAACGUACUGCUGGUUUAAGUGUUCUUAAAUGACUAGUCAGUAUACUGGAUUUAAAGUUGAGUUAACGUCGUCCGAACUUGGGAAGAUCGUUGGUGUUGUUUCAAAUGUUACCGAUAAGAAAAUUAGCCUUAUAAAUGCAGUGAUUAACAAUUAUCCCCCCACAAUCCCUUCGUUUGCUGUCGAGAGUAAAUUCAUCCAGAAUAUCCGGAUUCUUUCAACUGCAAGUAAUGGUGAAUCGUCAGGUAGUGAUACACCGGUUAAAGGGCCAAAUAAGUCCUCUAAUUCUUCACGAGAACAGCGUCGAGAGUGGCUAAGAAACAUCCCUAACGCUUGCAGUGUUUAUGUAUGUCCUGACUCACCACCUAUCAUUCAUAAAACGACUGGGGCACCAGGAUCUGGUAGCAACAUUCAUGAUUUUCAUAACGGCCUUGGACACUCAAAUGAUUUACAGCAGUUAGAUAACGCUCUGGCAAAGGCUUCCAUUCGCGAACCUAAUGACUUUAGUCCAGCUCGUAAGUAUGGUGUUAAUAAUCACCGUCAUGCCAAACGUCGCAGUUAUUCAUUGUCAGAAGCAGCUGGUACAAGUGAUAUAUCUGGCGGCGAAAGUGAUUCAUUCCAUCGUUACACAAAUUCAGGAUCGAAAGGUCAAUUCAACUGUGGUGGCGGUGGCAAUACUAAUCGACAUGCUCAAAAUCGCAGUCACCCACGUAGUAAUAAUAAUCACAAUCACCGGAGUGGGGGAAACACUGGACUAAAUGGAAGUGGGGCUGGUAGUGGCGGUCAAAGGAAUCUAGCAGAUUGGGAUCGAAUCUGUGUUGAAGAAUUUAUCGAUGAAGAUUUUGAUUUUGAAGGAAACUUAGCCUUGUUCAAUAAGAGUGCAUUCUAUGAAAUGGUCGAUUUACGCGAAGGUCAUUCAAUAACACAUACUUCUGAAAUGAACAAUUCUUCUGUUUCUUCUUCUUUACCACAUUUCAUUGAAGGUCCAGAUGGUGUUGGGAUCCCACUAUUCACUACUCCAACUUCUCAACCUUCCAAUUUAACAAGAACAACAACAAUGACAGCUGCAACUAAAACAACAAUGACAAUUACAGCCGCUGGUUGUCAUCAUGAAGAUAAAAAUAAAAUGAAAAAUGCACAAACAACUACUUCCAGUAAUAAAUCCAUUGAUUAUGAUCCUACUAGUCCAAUUGUAGUAGCAGCAGAAGCAGGCAUAGUUCAUUCAAAAGAUAAAGCUAUACAAGAAAAUGAUCUCAAUGGUAAUGUCAAUAAAUUAUGUCAUAUAAAUUCUAUGAAACGUAAUAAUCAAUGGUGGUAUACAUGUACAGGACAACGUGUACCAAUAUGUCAAUUAGAACAGCGUCAACGUUUACUUCAUUAUCUAGCUACAGGAUUAGAUUUAGAUAAUCAAAUCAAAAAUAACUUGUUAAUGUCAAAUAAUGCUGUAAGCACAACAACUGCAAGAAGUAAAUUUCAAGGUCUUACAUGGGGUCGACUUAUUGAGUCUGCCACUCGUCCCCUAGUUGAUAAUAUUAUGAUGCAUUUACGUCAGUCAAAUAGGACACCUCAACGAAUUAUUCACAAACCUCCAGCUCGUAUUCUAAUCAUAUCAAAUGGAUCUAAUCAUUUAGGUGCAAUAUUAUCAUUAAAUUUAGCUCGAUAUUUAUCUACACUUGGAGCUUGUGUUCUAUUAGUCACUUCCUCCAUGUAUAAUGCUACUAGUUCAGUGCAUAGUAAUCACACUAAUAAUGCUGCUUCUGCUACUACUCCUCCUGAAGAUGUCUAUGAUGAAUAUCCUACUGACACCUCUAUAAUGUCUACGUUAUAUCGUCAAGAAUUACACUUACUGAAAAAUUUAGCACCUAAACCAAAUCAAUAUGGACUAGAUGAUGUUGAUGACGAUGAUGAAGAUGAAUCGGAACGUUAUAAUGAUGAUGAAAGUGGAACAGACAACGAAAAUAACCGUGAUGAUAAUGGGAAUAGUAUAAAUGAUAACAAUAAUAAUGUCAGUACUGGUAUAUCUUUUGGAAAUGUUGGUGAACAAAAUGAUAUUGAUUUUGAUAGUAUGAGUUGUCACAAUCAUUCCGAUAUCAGUAGUAUUGUUGAUCAUAGUUCAGUUGGUCGUAUAUGGAUGAGUCGUAUGCCCGGAUUAAAAAUUAUCCGUCGUCCAAACUCUGUUACCAAACUGCCAAGUAGUAUACGCAUUGACCUAGUCAUAAUCGGUCAUCCAGAUGAUAUUGUUACUGUAAACAAAAACAAUACAUCAUCACCAUCAAAUACAAAUCUAUUGCCUAACUGGUUACGUAAUCACAAUUCCAUUGGUGGUAUUAUUCAUUUAACACCUUCUCAAUCUAUUGUUGAUUCGAAUAUUCUGUUAAAAAAUGCUCAACAUUUUGUUUGGCUAAUUGAAUUAGGCUUACCAAUACUUACACCACAAUGUUAUUCAACAUCAUCAUCAGCAGCAGCAGCAGUAACAACGCCUACAUUGUCUGUUCCUCCAGCUGAUGUCAUAUUAAAUAACAGUAAUAACAGUACACCAAUCAACACAUUCACUCAAUGGUUAAUUGAUAUAGGACUUGGUCGAAAUAUUGUUCGUAAAUUAAUUGGUGAUUUAAAUCUUCUCCCACCGUAUGGUUUAUUCGAUUUGGCCUCUAUGAUUCCUUUACGUGCAACACAAUUGAAUUCAGUACAACAACAACAACAACAACAGCAUCCAUUACGAUAAUUACUAUAUAAUUUAAAUAAAAAAAUAUACGCACAAAUUGUUUGAAAUUUUGAAAUUAAUUUUAAUGAAGAAACAAAAAUAAAAAACUAGUUGAGUUUUUCUUUUCCACUAUUUUCUUCGAUAUUUUGUAUAUAACAGUUGUGUAAUAGUUCUGUUCUUCUCAUAUGAUUUACCUAGUUGUUAUUUCAUUUCUCUUCCUUUUCUCAAAUUGUCUAUUCUGUAUUUUGAUGGUAUAUAUAUAUAUAUAUAUAUAUA